GCAGGAUGACAGCUGGCUUCAUGGGCAUGGCUGUGGCCAUCAUCCUCUUUGGAUGGAUUAUUGGGGUGCUGGGGUGCUGUUGGGAUCGAGGCCUUAUGCAGUAUGUGGCAGGGCUUCUCUUCCUCAUGGGAGGAACCUUCUGCAUCAUUUCACUGUGCACGUGCGUGGCUGGAAUCAACUUUGAGCUCUCCCGCUACCCCCGCUACCUGUACGGACUUCCCGACGACAUCAGCCAUGGCUAUGGCUGGUCCAUGUUCUGUGCGUGGGGGGGCCUGGGCCUCACUCUUAUCUCUGGCUUCUUCUGCACUCUGGCCCCUUCUGUCCAACCUGUCCCCAGGACCAACUGCCCCAAAUCUAGACCUGAGAACGGGACAGUGUGCUAAAACAAAUAGCAAACAAAUACACACACACAUACAUAUAUAUAUAUAUAUGUCUAUGUAUACCUAUACAUGCAUAUAUAUGUAUAUAUAAUUAUAUAUAUAUAAUCUCAAAUUAAUGCCAGUGCCAAGGUAGAGCUGAGUCCAACAGGGCACUCACAUCUCCACCGGACUCUGUUGCUUCGUUCUUUCUCACAGUGAUGGGAAAGCUUUUCUCUCACAUGGCUCUUCCAUCCAACUCUUAACUUCAGCAUCAUACCUUAGAGGUCAAAUCAACAUACAGUUGCACCUACCUACUGCCAUUUGGGAAGGGGAACAGGGCAUCUGUGUUGGGGAUCUGGAACCAGAAUCUGUACAGGACAUGGAGGGUGGGAUGGGGGGGACAAAAAGCCUGUCCAUUGCAGCCAGAAAGGAAAAUGCAAACAGCAAGCAAAGGAAAAAAUCAAGCAUUUGAGCCACCUCUGCAAUGUACCUCCUCAAGGCGAUUAUCAGACACCCACCCACUUUCUUUUUCUUUCUUACAACAAAA
This is a messenger RNA of Cariama cristata (Red-legged seriema), 906 nucleotides long. Its product is annotated as transmembrane protein 178B. Bases 6 to 383 code for a protein of 125 amino acids. The transcript is spliced from 2 exons. The record is from RefSeq and is a predicted model, not a curated record. NCBI's taxonomy places the organism in Eukaryota, Metazoa, Chordata, Aves, Cariamiformes, Cariamidae. Gene Ontology annotation, cellular component: membrane.